GCCGUUAGUGUAUGCUAGAAGUAGAGGGUUUUCUCUGUUUAUAAUUAAACAUGAUACGUGCUGUACUUUCGAGUUGUAAAGAAAUCUAUAUAAACCCAUCGUUUACAUGAAAGUAUUAUACGGUCAAACAUUGUGCAAAAAUUGUUGUGUGUGAGCAAGUGUUUAAUAUGGCAUUUAGAGUAUAGUUAAAAAAAAUGAUUAAAACAUCGUUCAAGAAACCUUCAAAGGCUGACAUAACCGAUACAGAUAAAGCUAGUGCUACCCGAAGUCAAGCACUAAUUGUGGCCGCUUUCGACUUCGGCACCACAUACAGCGGAUAUGCGUAUUCCUUCAAAGACACUCCGAAUGACGUCAUAACUAACAAGAGUUGGACUGCCGGAUCUGGUAAACUAAUCACACUUAAAACACCAACAAGUUUACUUCUAAAUCAGAAUGGUGGGUUCGACUCGUUUGGAUUCGAUGCCGAGGAUAAGUUUUCGUCUUUGACAGAGGACGGAAAACACAAUGGUUGGAGACUGUUUAGAAGAUUUAAGAUGGUUCUACACAAUCAGUGCAUUUCGCGUUUAGCAACAGUUGAAGAUUUGGAAGGUAAAACUUUCCCAGCAAAACCGAUAUUUACGAUGUCGCUCAAGUAUUUACAGAAACACCUUUUGGACGCUUUGAGUAUGCGUACAAUUGGGACGCUCGAAACUGACAUCAGAUACAUAAUUACCGUACCAGCUAUAUGGGGCAUAGCUGCCAAACAGUUCAUGAGAGAAGCAGCUAUUGAGGCUGGUAUCGAUGGCGACCGUUUGAAAUUGGCCCUUGAGCCCGAGGCAGCCGCGGUCUGUUGUGAAGCCCAAAGUCACACGUUAGCGGGAAAAAAGUUCAUGGUCGUCGACUUAGGAGGUGGAACUGCUGACAUAUCUGUUCACGAGAAACAAAGAGAUGGUUCACUGAAAAAUAUUCACGCCCCUAGCGGCGGUCCGUGGGGCGGAACAUAUGUCGAUGCAAACUUCACAACGUUCAUGACAUAUGUAUUUGGGGAAGUGGCAAUGACUGCUUUACAAAGUAAUGAAAUGUACGAUUACUUUGAUAUGCUUCGUGACUUCGAAGUAAAGAAGAGGAAAUUCGAAUUCAAUUCUCAGUCCGACAUCACAUUUCGCAUCCCAGUUGUACUGAAGGAAAUUGCUGAGAAGAAUUUUCAUCAGUCUUUAUCCGACCGACUGGCAUCUUUGAAAUACGGUAAAAAGGUUUUACUGAAGGGAAGAGAUAAGCUUGGUGUCGAUUCGUCAAUCAUGCAAAGUUGGUACACGGAUCCGGUUUCCAAAAUGGUGAAUCACAUUAGCAGUAUUCUUAAAGAAGAACGAAUAAAGGAUGUUGAUCUUAUAAUCUUAGUAGGAGGGUUUGCAGAGAGUCCAUACAUACAACAGAGGAUUAAGGUAGAACUACCUGGGAAACAGCUGAUAGUUCCUGGAGAGGCGGGUCUGGCUGUAUUGAAGGGAGCCAUAAUGUUUGGACACAAGCCUGACAUUAUAUCAUCCAGGGUUAUGGAUUACACGUAUGGAAUACGUGUACGGUCUAUAUAUGACGAGAAAAAACAUCCUGCGGAAAGAAAAGUAUACAUAGACGGGAAAUGGGGAGUCAAACGCUCUUUCGAGAUAUUUGUUAGAGCGAAUGAAGACGUAAAUGUUGGCUCCAAAGUGACACAUUUGACCACUCCUGCACGCGAACAUAGUACAAUUACAAUAUACAGGACAAAAGACCGGGAUCCGACAUUUACAACAGAUCCUGGCUGUGAAAAACUUGGUAAAAUUGAAAUUGAGCGCGACAAAGACAUUCCAUUGAAUGAACAAGAAACUAAGACAACUUUUAUGUUUGGUGACACCGAGUUGCAUGUGUUGUGUGAGAUCGCUAAGAUUGGCAAAGUGCAGAAACUUAAACUUGACUUGACUAAGUAAAGCUGCCGUGAUAGAUAAGAGUAAUUAACCACUGUAAACAGUAAUUAUUUGAUAGAUUUCAUUAGGAGACUGGUUAUUAUUUAAGCUAAGACUGUACAGUUUUAUUAAAACAAGCGAAAACCGUAUGAUCUUUCGAAAGAGUGUACACAAUAUUCCAUGUGAUUAAACGAUUACUUAAAUUUUUAACUGGAAAUUUGCAGAUUCGUUGGGUGAGAAUAAUUUGCCUCGACACGAAUAUACAACUAAAUUAACAACACAUGAAACAAUCAUGUCUCAUGUUAUUUUAAAGACUGCUAGCAAUCAUCGCGACGAUGGGGAUAUAACUCUAAGUGUAAAAUGUAUAAUCCUUUCACAUUUCACCACCGUUAAAUGUUGUAUGCAUUGAUAGUUCAUAACAAAACAGCUAUAUUUUUUAAAAAGUAACACAUUCAACAACCGUAUAUGCAUUAUGUAUGCUUUUAGUGUUGAUACAAAUGACUGUAUAUUGUGUUAUUUUGUUCUUUUUAUAUAUGUUAUGUUAUAUAUUAAUUUACAACAUGUAGUUUUGUAUUUUAUUCCAUUCAUGUUAUUAGUGGUAUUUAGCUUUAUUUGUUUUGCUCUGUUAGUUUCUAUUAAGAAUAAGACAUACUGUUUCAAAUAUUCAUUCAAACUUUUAAGAUGUUUAAAGUACUAGAUUCAGUUCUGUGGUGAUUAGUAAAUGCUUUCAACUAUUAUGUGUUAAUAACAUUCCAACAAACAAACAACCACAGCCUUUUUCUGUUCUCAAUAACAAAUACAUCAUUUUUCAACUUGUUAUGAUUAAUUUGAUAGUUCAUCAUAACGUUCAGUUUAUAUUUGUAUAUUAACUCUAUAUGCCUCAUUGUGUAGGCCAUAGAUCUGUAUUAUUUACAGGACUUUAUUUACACGUAAAUAUUUUCGUUGAAUUCAAAGCUAUUUGUUUUGUUUUGAAAUAUUGAGCGAUUAAGAAAGCUUAAUUCAUUUCGAAUAUAUUAAAUAACAUGACUCAACAAUUGUCAAUAAAAGUUUAUUCUCAUCAGUUGGGUAUCAGUAUAAGUAUUUUUAUUAUUAUUAGCGAAUUUAAUAAAAUAUUUAUUUAAUUAA
Molecule: messenger RNA, 3041 nt
Organism: Dreissena polymorpha
Lineage: Eukaryota; Metazoa; Mollusca; Bivalvia; Myida; Dreissenidae
Product: heat shock 70 kDa protein 12B-like
Exons: 5
Coding region: 195-1940 (581 amino acids)
Molecular function (GO): ATP-dependent protein folding chaperone; ATP binding
Source: RefSeq, a predicted model, not a curated record